GGAGCCUCUCCAGGGCAGCUCAAUGAUUACUUCUCAAGGGCCGGACCCAACCUCUGACCCUGCAGACUCAGCCUCAGCUCUGACAGAGUCAACAGUCAAGUCAGAUGCUGCCCUCCCCCCCCAGGCCAGCAGGAAGUACCUGGUGUAUGAGAGCUGUCUGAUGGAGCUGUUUGAGCGCUGUGCUCGGUGCCAGCGGGCCUGUGCUGUAACAACCACGAGGCUCGGGACCUUGGUGUCAGUGGAGCAGCUGUGCAGCCACUGUGAGUCCUCCCGGAGGUGGAGGAGCCAGCCUCUCGUGGACCAGACCCCAGCUGGGGACGUCCAGCUGUCUGCUGCAGUCUACCUCAGCGGAGCCUCCUUCUCCACACUUCACAAGGUGUUCAAGGCCAUGCGUCUGCAGAUGUUUCCGUAUGACACGUUCUGUCGGUAUGCCAGGAUGUUUGUGGAGCCGGCUGUAGUCCACAGCUGGAGGAAGUCCCAGGAGGUGAUGCUGCAGCAGCUCAGCCAACAGGACAAAGUCCCACUGGGGGGGGACAUGAGGGCCCACUCAGUCCCACUGGGGGGGGACAUGAGGGCCCACUCUCCAGGCCACUGUCCAAAAUAUGUCAGCUACACCACGAUGGAGCUCAGCACCAACACUGUAGUCGAUGUCCAGCUGGUUCAGAGCGCUGAGGUUGGGAGCCCACACAUGGAGAAGGAGGGCCUGAAGAGGAGCCUGGCCUUGUUGGCUGCACGAGGCGUAACCAUCGAUUACAUCGUCACCGACCGCCACACGCUAAUUCAGGAGUUCCUGAGGGAGGAAAACAUCCCCCAGUUCUACGAUGUCUGGCACAUGGAGAAAAGUAUAGUUCCUUUUGUUACAAGACUUUCAAAGAAAAUAGAUAAAAUGACCAAAAAGAAGGGCUGUGAGAAAGUGAAGAGGUGGAUUCCAGCCAUCAGGAACCACGUGUACUGGACCGCUGCGUCGUCCCAGACGGGCCCGGAGAGACUGGCUAAAUGGACCUCCCUCCUCAACCACGUACGGGACGUUCACACACACCAGGACCCCCUCUUCCCACAAUGCCUCCAUACAGUCGGAAACACAAGGGACAAGAGGAAAUGGCUCUCAGCAGGAAGUCGUGCGUUCGACAGGCUGGAGAAGGAGCUGACCAGAAAGUCAGUCCUGAAGGACAUCGCCCAGCUCAGCCCCCACUACCAGGCGUCCUCUUGGGAGGCCUUCCAGAGCACCGUCCUGCAGUUCGCUCCUAAAGACCUGGUCUCUCCAUACCUGGGAACGCUGUGCAGACUCUACCUGGCUGCUCUGCAUUAUAACGAGAAUGCUGACGGAGGACGAGCCCCAACAUCGUCAGGGGAUCCUCUUCUCAAACGGAGAUCUCCAAAAUCCAGGACGGGAGAGAGCCGAGCCAGACCGCUGAAGACAGAGGCAACAUUCAGGUAUGUAGAUGAUUUGAUGGACCUGAUCAUGGAGAAAGUCUUUGUCGACCCAUCAUCAUAUAGAGAUGAGAUUCUGAAGCUAAACAUCCCGCCAGACCGGUCUUCCCAAUGAGCCUCCAUAUGUUCCCAAUGAGCCUCCAUAUCUUCCCAAUGAGCCUCCAUAUGUUCCCAAUGAGCCUCCAUAUGUUCCCAAUGAGCCUCCAUAUGUUCCCAAUGAGCCUCCAUAUGUUCCCAAUGAGCCUCCAUAUCUUCCCAAUGAGCCUCCAUAUCUUCCCAAUGAGCCUCCAUAUCUUCCCAAUGAGCCUCCAUAUCUUCCCAAUGAGCCUCCAUAUCUUCCCAAUGAGCCUCCAUAUCUUCCCAAUGAGCCUCCAUAUCUUCCCAAUGAGCCUCCAUAUUUUCCCAAUGAGCCUCCAUAUCUUCCCAAUGAGCCUCCAUAUCUUCCCAAUGAGCCUCCAUAUCUUCCCAAUGAGCCUCCAUAUCUUCCCAAUGAGCCUCCAUAUCUUCCCAAUGAGCCUCCAUAUCUUCCCAAUGAGCCUCCAUAUCUUCCCAAUGAGCCUCCAUAUAUUCCCUGGGCGUCAGGAAACUCCCAUUGGAUCCAAAGUACCACACCUGAGAGGACCCCUUCCUGUAUCUUCUGACCAAGGAAGCCCCAGCACCAGCUCCCCGAGCUUCUAUAAGCUCCAAACCUGUAACCACGGAGACACAUCAACAACCAGUUCUCUAAUGUCUGGUUCUAGGGUUGGUACCGAGACCCGGUGCCUUAAUGACCGGUAUCUACCGGACCGAAUAGCAACGCAGAUUUCGGUGCCUCUGAUAUGUCUGCGCUUCUCUCUGAUGCUCCGAAACGGAUGUUAGCGGCGACAGACACUUUGCUGCACGUGGCGCUAGUUACACCACACUCGUUAGCCUAGCGUUAGCUAGCAGCUGGAUUAAACACGCUUACAAUGCUGGCAGCUAAACGGUGUAAACCAGGGGGGUCAAACUCAGUUUCCCAGAGGGCCAGACAUGUGUAUAUAUAGAUUAUUGACAUCCAGCGACAAAUAUGUUCAGAAAAGUGCCAAAAAAGUGUCAAAAUUGUCUGAAAAAGUGACAAACACAUUGUGAAAAGUGUCAAAAACUUCCAAAAAUGUGGGAAAACAUUGAGUAAAGCAUCCAAAACCUUAAAACAAAGUGCCUAAAGCAUUGAUAAAAGCACAUAAACCUCCGUAAAAGGUGUCAAAAAUAUCGAAAAAAGCACCAAAAAUGUAAAAAGAAUUAUUUCUUUAUUGUGAAUCUAAAUUGAAAUGCGGGCCGGAUCAAAACCUGCGAGGGGGCGGAUGUGGCCCCCGGGCCUUAUGUUUGACACCGUGUGGUGUAAAGUGUGACUGUAUAUCACUGGAGAGGAUCCAACAGUCGGAAAAACAGCAGCCGGUGCGUUGAGACUGGUGAACUACGUCAUUGUUAUACGUUAUAGUGAUUACAUUAUGAUUAAAUCAUUUAAUUUUGACCAUAUGGCCUCAGCAAUAAGCCGACUGUUGUUAGGGACCCGAACGCUAGCCAGCCCUACUGGGUCACAGCUCUCUGAUUUGGAUUCAGUGAAUCCUUCAUCACUGUAUUUAUGUACAAUGACAACGCUCAAUAAAUGUUUGUUAUAUCUGUAAAAUGUUUCAUGUGAUGAAUGUGUAAUAUACAGGAUUUGCUUAGGAACUACUUGGCUAUAUGUUCAAGAACUAAUCUGAUGUGAAAUAGUGGCACUGACUGUAUUUAGUAUAUGAUGUAGUACUAAGAGGGAAUGUAAGUCGGUUAAAUCAGCUGAAGGUCCCGUGGUCAGCCCUGGAACUGACAACAGGCUUCUCCGUUAGUCACAUGCUGAACAAACAUUUGAUGUGCUGCACAGAAAUUAGUUUUUCACUAAAAAGGGCAACGGCAAUGUGCACUUUUUGUCAUGCUAUUUAUUUCAGGAAUAUUAAAUGUCACCUCAUCACUUCUCACUUCUUAAACCAAGGUUUCUUGUACAGCCGUGUAGAUGUGGCAGCUUGGUGCCCAUCCAGAGCCAUCCCAUGGAUGGAGCAGUUUGAGAAAGUCUCUAGUUGACAACAUUGUAACAUGGGCAUUUGUGCAGUUCCAAGUGUUGAUAUUUGGAUGAGCUCAGCAAUAAGGUUAAAUAUGAACUGUCCUUGUAUUGAUGUUUCCAGGGAAGCUGUCAGCCCUAAAUUAUCAACGUGAAGGAAUUGCUGCGACAGUCAGCGCUAAAAUCUGAGGAGAGAAAAGGAAGUUUAGGAAUAGGUCCAGGAUGUUGCUUGUUGGUACGAUAGGGCUCUUUUUGAGGGUUAGGUGUAAAUAGUGAUACAGGCUUUUAUAUGUGGAUACAUGUUAUGUUUAUAGAGAGUAAUGUAUUUAAUAUUAAAUAAGAGACUUUAAAGAAAAAAAAGAAAUGAGAACACAUUUAGGUUUACCAAGCUAGCUAAUAUGAAUCAUGUGGCACAAUAAUUUUAGGAUGAAGUGUAUGGGUAGAUGGCUAUCUUAGUGACUACCUUACCUAUAGGCCAGUGAGCCUAGCAUCAGUGGUGAUAGGUGGUUUGAUUUGCUAAUAAUAUGUCAGAAUUAUAUUAAGACAUUUUAAUUUAUGAAAAAACCUUUUUGACAAUAAUUUGGAGGCCCCCCUGCAGUGACUCUGAGGACCCCCUAGGGGUCCCGGACCCCCUGUUGAAGAUCUCAGCUCUAACAGAUGAUUAGGCUGACCUACCUUUCAGAUGGUGUAAAGGUGGUCGAAGCUCUCGCUGAUCCUUCAAUCUCAACACACACCAACAUGCUGUAGUUUAAUUUCAUAUGUUUAUGGGAAUGCAGAUUGUUUAUGCAGUGUUGAUGAAUGUUGAUUAUUUGUACUGUGAUAACUUAUUUAGCUUUUGUAAGCCGAUACUGUCGAGAUCAGUCAAUAAAUGCUUCUGGUUUUGACUUCUA
This is a messenger RNA of Perca fluviatilis (European perch), 4374 nucleotides long. RefSeq lists its product as uncharacterized. The coding region runs from base 23 to 1546 and encodes 507 amino acids. NCBI's taxonomy places the organism in Eukaryota, Metazoa, Chordata, Actinopteri, Perciformes, Percidae. The transcript has 9 exons. The record is from RefSeq and is a predicted model, not a curated record.